AUGAAUAUAAGGAGACAAAAUAUGUCUACCGACCUUCGCAUUAAAAUUCUAAACAAUCUCAGGGGAGCUCCCAGGCGGAUUGAUGCGCGCAGACUACUGAUGCAAAAAAGGCAGUUUAGCAGACGUCUAAAAAAUUACAUUCAAGUUUCUAGGCCUGGUUUAACUCGGGAAGUAAAUGUGCCUUUUCUGAUUCCCAGACGAACUAUCCCUUUAACGCGUCAAUGGAGUUCCUCGGCGAUUUCUACAUCUAGGCCAUUGACGCGUACUGUAGAAAAUAAACCCACGGGAGCAGGCAUGUUAGCACAGGGCAGCACCGUUGAUUCUACCAUUAGCCCUAUUCAAGGCUUUCGAGUUGAGGCGAAAAAUCUCCUGCCUUCCGUCACCAUUGAUGACGUCUACAGUGCUCAGCUUUCCAUAUUAAAAAGGAUCGUGGUGAUUAUGUUCAACGUUUCCAUAAAAGGAUUGGUGGACCACGCUAAUUCACAACUAGCUGUGCACCAGUCAGGAUUCCAGUAUCAGCUUGGUCCAAGUGACUACGUCAUGUCAACACGACUGACCACAGUGGACUGCAAUAACCACGACGCCCAGUGUCACGGGCACAGGCACCUGCGUUCUCCCUUGAAGGGGGACGCGACCUCAAUGCCGUAG
Echinococcus granulosus is the source of this 648-nucleotide messenger RNA. RefSeq lists its product as hypothetical. NCBI's taxonomy places the organism in Eukaryota, Metazoa, Platyhelminthes, Cestoda, Cyclophyllidea, Taeniidae. Bases 1 to 648 code for a protein of 215 amino acids. The transcript is spliced from 3 exons. The record is from RefSeq and is a predicted model, not a curated record.